AUGGUCUAUGAGAGAGGUGAUGUGCUCCAGGAAUGCUUAGAGGCCUUGUCACUAGAUAAGGAUUUAAGAACAAAAUGGAUGAACUUGGUAGGACCCAAUUGGGACCUUGAGGCUUCAAUCAUUGUUCUUCAAAGAAUAGUAACAUUCUUUGUUAAGUCAAAGCAACAGAUCUUCCGAGAAAAAGAAGGGCUGAAACCAAACAAAAACAGUGUGUCACUUAGGAGGGAAAUCAUGAAACCGAAAGGAAGCAAAAUAAAAACAAAAUCUGUGGUAGACAGUGAGAUAUCCAAGAUGAGAGCGGCUGGUGAAACAUCUGAAAGUUUUGCAGGAUUUCUUCAUCACCUAUGCACAUUACAACUGCCUGCUCAACACAUUUUACUAAAUCAACUGACAGGAAAAGAGUUAGCAAAACUACUCAAAAGUCUAGGAAAGCCAUCUUAUCAAGGAAAGAAGAAAGAAAAACAAGUUUUGUAUGUAAUCGACACACUUAAGAAUAAGGAUGUUUAA
This is a messenger RNA of Paramuricea clavata, 507 nucleotides long. The record is from the annotation of a GenBank genome assembly. Lineage: Eukaryota; Metazoa; Cnidaria; Anthozoa; Malacalcyonacea; Plexauridae.